AUGGCUCAAACAACCAAUGAAGCCGACGGGGGUGUUUCGCCCCCGACUUGUUCCAAAUUGAUUGAAAGUGAAAAAUUUUCAGCGGCUAUUGCGUUCUAUAAAGCGAAUAAAGACGUAUUACUGAAAGAAAUUUCAGACGUUUACGAUCCAACCAAUGAUGUGCAUGCAAUUUUGAGUCUAUAUUGCAAGAAAGUUAUUCAGGAUAAGCCAGAAUGUUUUGUUAUGACCAAUCAGGAGAGCGAUUUAGCUGAUAUUUUCGGACGGCUAUUUCAAGUUUCAGCUGCUGUAGCAAAAUUUAAGUUUCACUGUGAUGUAAGAGUUUUUUUGAUUGGUAAACCAAAGACUGAACGUUAA
This is a messenger RNA of Tribolium madens (black flour beetle), 354 nucleotides long. RefSeq lists its product as uncharacterized. The record is from RefSeq and is a predicted model, not a curated record. The transcript has 3 exons. Bases 1 to 354 code for a protein of 117 amino acids. Lineage: Eukaryota; Metazoa; Arthropoda; Insecta; Coleoptera; Tenebrionidae.